AUGGGCCGCAGGGAAGGGGCGAAGGCUGCUGCCUCCCCCCCGCUCCCACCCCGCAAACGGACCUACUGCCGUCGAGACGCCGCCGGGGAUCGCCAUGAGGAGACAUCUCCGGGGGUGACCCUCACCGACCACCUCAUCACUACGAGGAACCUGCCUCGGCUGGUGGAGCCCCCGCACCCAAAGAGCCGAUCCACGGAGCUGGUGUCCCCCUCGACCGUCCGCUUGGACCGGGAGAACAUCUGUGCUAUUGGGAGACUCCAGAGCCUGUGGGAGAUUCACAGCCUCUACCUGCAGCAGAACCACAUUGAGAAGAUCGAGAAUCUGGGCUGCUUUCCCAACCUGCGAUUCCUCUCCCUGGCUGGAAAUCGCAUCCGCAGAGUGGAGAACCUGCGGCCCCUGCUACACCUGCGCGUCCUGGACUUGUCCCACAACCAGAUACAGAUGCUGGACCCAGCGUUGUUAUUGUGGCACCAGGCCUUCUGCUUGCAGACGGGAGAAAGUGAACAGGAGCUGGUGAUAGGAGCCCUGCCCCACCUCCUGCAGCUGGACGCCCAGCAGGUCCGUGGCAGCGUGGGCAAGGAAGAAGAGGAAGGAGGCUCUUCCAGCAGUGAGGACGAAGACGACGAGUCGCUCUCUGAGCCGAGCGGCCCUUUCACUGCAGGCAAAGAUUUCUUUGCGGAUCUGCACCGGGAGCUGGCCGGGCGCUCGCGGCGGAGGCGGAGGGAGGCCCUGAAGGAACACCGGACCCGUCUGGAAGAGCUGGAGGAGCUGCGGGGGCGUCGGGGUCUGCUGCUGCCUCCCGCACCGCUGAGCCCAGGCAGGGAGGGAGCAGCCUGCAUCACAGCCCCAGGUCCCAAGCGGUCUCAGCCCCGUCCCCAAGCGAAGCCGGGGACGCAGCUGCCACCCCUGCCGGGACCUGGUGGGCAGCACGCCUGCCCGGCGCCCCAGCGAGCUCCCGGCAGGAGCCAGCCCCGGACCAAGGCUCUGGAGAAGGAGGCUCGCGCCGAAGGAGCAAGAAAUAGGCAGUUACCCCAAAUACCCCGCACCAGCACGGCACCGCGCAGUUAG
Molecule: messenger RNA, 1068 nt
Organism: Pygoscelis adeliae (Adelie penguin)
Lineage: Eukaryota; Metazoa; Chordata; Aves; Sphenisciformes; Spheniscidae
Gene: LRRC46
Product: leucine rich repeat containing 46
Exons: 8
Coding region: 1-1068 (355 amino acids)
Molecular function (GO): protein binding
Source: RefSeq, a predicted model, not a curated record